AUGGGGUCCCUUGUGUCCCCUCAGGCCACUCCGAAGGGACGUGAGCUGCAGUUCUUGCCCAAGUCUGCCAGCACGAGCUCAUCGUCGGAUGAGGACAACGAUGAUGCUGGUGGUGUCCGCCUGACCGAUCUGGACUUUGAUGAUUCGCCCAUUCAGGCCUCCGUGGUCCGCAGCAACAAGGAAGUGGUUGAGCACGUCGGUAUUCCCGACACAACCGGAGAGACCAUCACGUUCACGCUUUCCAAGCCGAAGGACGAUAUUUUUGUCUCUCCAAUCAAGGAACACAAAUAUGUCUCCCCAGUCAAGGAACGCAAGUUUGUCUCUCCGGAACGCAAGCUACGACGAGUCACUGGGACUAUUAACGGAGCCCGCCGCCUUGGAAGCGGCCACAUUGUACCCUCGCUCGAGGACGUGGUCAAACCCACGCCGCCACUGCGAUAUCGUUCUUCCGACAUCUCGGGCGCCCAGCAUCAGCCUGCCGAGGUCGAUGCGCAGGGAGUAUAUCCCCAGAGCGCCUGUGUCUUUGUCGCCAAUCUGCCGGAAAAUAAGGACGAUGUUGCCCUAGAGGCAGCCUUGACUCGCGAGUUCUGUAACUAUGGAACCGUCUUCGUGAAGAUUCGACGCGACAAUCACAACAUGCCGUUUGCAUUCUGUCAAUACACCAAUGAUUCGGAUGCGAAGCUAGGCAUGGAGAGGGGCAGAGGAACCAUGAUCUUUGGCAGAGCCUGCCGCACCGAGAUGGUGAAGGCCAAUCGCACCUUUACCAUCAGCCGCCGCGACGGGCGUCGAGUCACGGUCGGGCAAGCAUUCGCUCUCAUGCAGCCACAUGGUGAACUGGACAAGUGCGAAACUUCGACGAAUCUGACUCCCGACGGUGUGCCGUCUGUGACCGUCCAUUUCAAGAUGUACGAUCCCAGCCGGGACCUUGUGGCCGCAUUCCAGACCCAUGAAGAGUAUCGAGUCGUCGCCGCGUUUGAUCCCGCUGACAAAUCCAAGCUCCGUCCCAAGAAUUCGAACGAAGCCUUCAUGGCCCGCUAUGAUAUUGACCGCCGCUCUGUCUUUGUCGACGGCCUGACCGCGGAGUUGGGCAAGGAUGAGCUGAUGGCGCUCUUCGAGGAGGUCGGCCAGGUUCUCGAUUGCCAGAUCAUCCAUAAGACGAUCUCCUCUGGUACUCGCAUCUACGGAUUUGUCGAGUAUGCCCAAAUCGACAUGCCGGAGCGCGCUGUCAAGAAAUUCACUGGUAUCGAAUUCCACGGCAAGACUCUGCGUGUUGAGCGGAAGAUGGGCAAACAGCCCAAUCGCAUGCCUCGCCGAGUUCAGUCGCAGCAGCUGCCGACUUACAAGUCGGUUGGUAACAGCUCGUCGGCCGGUCUCACUGAUGGCCAUCGGAAUGGUCCCAUUGUCCCUCGCCGCAACGUGACGGUUUUCCCUUCGAAUGGAGCCCCGGCUGUUGCGGACGGAUCGGCUGCCACGCCCUCGACGGUUAUGGUUCCUACCAGAGGCGCUCCUGCUGGAGAUGUUGGUGCUGCAGCCACUCCUGGCCCUUUCCAGGUUCCCAUUACUGGACCUGCCAAUGUCACCGUUCCUGGAACUACUGGCAUUACCCAUGCUGUCCAGACUCCAGUCCCAGGGCCUCCUGCCUUUGGGUUCCCGCACAUGGGAUACGGCGCUCCUCCAGGAUUUCCCAACCCAUACUUCGCGUCGACUCCGCAAGUUCCCCCCUCGCCCAUGAGCCCAUGGGUCUACAGCCCGUACAUGCCGUUCUAUCCGUUCCCAUCGCCCGCGGCCGUGGGUUUCCCGACCGGCAUCAGCGGUGAAGACGCCACCGAGAAGGACGGCGAGGGGCAGGACGGCAAGGAGCCAGCCGCCAAGAAGUAGGGGUUUCUCCCUAGAAGUACAGUGCUCAACGGGACAGUCUGCUCUGCGUCUUGAGCACUCAUCAUGUUUGGUUCUUUCGGAUUUCUAGAAGUCUUCGACUCUCUUCUGCACCGGGAGCUCAUUUCUCGAUAUUCUUGGGGCCGUUCGUUAUUCAGCAACUUGGCACAGGAUAGAUGAUGAAGGAGUUCUCAUUAAUGGCGGAAAGGCUUGGAGGUCUGGUGUCUGUAAAGCACAUGGCAUGAUUGGGAGACUACUGGUAACUGUACCAUCGAUCGCGUUUGUUUUUUAGCUUCAUGAUCAGGUAGUUGACGAUGCUUCGGCAUUGUCAAAAAGCCCGGAAUCAAUGAACAAGAAUCUCCCCACCCUGAAGAAGCCCUCCAAGGCUCAACCUCCAUUUCCAACACCAUGUGUGAUG
This is a messenger RNA of Phialemonium atrogriseum, 2293 nucleotides long. RefSeq lists its product as uncharacterized. Gene Ontology annotation, molecular function: mRNA binding. NCBI's taxonomy places the organism in Eukaryota, Fungi, Ascomycota, Sordariomycetes, Cephalothecales, Cephalothecaceae. Bases 1 to 1878 code for a protein of 625 amino acids. The record is from RefSeq and is a predicted model, not a curated record. The transcript has 9 exons. Gene Ontology annotation, cellular component: nucleus.